UACCUGUCAAGUUCUAGGUCAGCUGCAUGAGAAAGAGACUGUCUCAAAAGUAAAUAAAUAAAUAAACAAGAGCUGGUUGGAACACACCAGAAUGAGGCUGUCUCAUGACUAAAUAAGGAAAUAGGAGUUGGGUAGAACACACCUCAGUCCCAGCACAGUUCGAGGUCAAGCACAGACGUUUAAGUCAACUUGCCUCUGUCCCAUCUCCUAACUGCUUUGCAACAUUGUGGUGUGAGGCGCUCUCAGGGGAGCGGAAAGGCCCAGGACUGCAUUUGGGAACCCUGGAGCGCUGAUGCAGCUGUCUAGAUGCUAUGGUCCCAGCCCUCAGUUUUGGCUUUUGUGUCCUGUUACAGGGAAAACGCGUCAGGUGGUCCAGAAGCAGCUGACUUCUCUGAUGGACUGUCCUUAGGGAACAGUGGGGACCCUCAGUGUAGACGAGGGCUCUCCUAGUUCAAGCUUGCCAGGAUCUCCCUAGCAUCCGCAGCUGCUACCUGGCCCAUUGUUCACCAGCCCGAGGCAGCCUGCUGACCUCCCAAGCCUUAUACCGUGGGGAGCUGCUGCGAGUCUCAAGCCUGCUGCUGCCUGUGCCCAGGGAGCCACUGCUGCCCACCGACUGGCCCUUCCAGCCACUGAUCCAUCUCUACCAUCAGGCUUCAGAUACUCCCUCUGGGCUUCCUGCUGCUGACUCUGUAGGCAUCGCCACGCGGGUCCUACAGUGGGUGCUGCUUCUGGAGAGCUGGCGCCCUGAGGCCCUCGGGGCGGUGCCUCCUGCCGCCCGCCUGGCACGGCUCAUGUGUGUGUUCCUGGUGGACAGCGAGCUAUUCCGAGAGACUCCUGUGCAGCGUCUGGUGGCGGCUCUUUUAGCGCGGCUCUGUCAACCCCAAGUCCUGCCAAGCCUCAACCUGGACUGCCCACUCCCUGGCCUGACAUCUUUUCCCGACCUCUAUGCCAGCUUCUUGGACCACUUUGAGGCUGUCUCCUUUGGGGACCACCUGUUUGGGGCUCUGGUCCUCCUUCCUCUGCAGCGCCGCUUCAAUGUCACCUUGCGCCUCGCUCUCUUUGGGGAGCACGUGGGAGUCCUGCGAGCCCUGGGCCUGCCGCUGACUCAGCUGCCUGUGCCCUUGGAGUGCUACACAGAGCCUGCUGAAGACAGCCUGGCUCUCCUGCAGCUCUACUUCCGGGCCCUGGUUACCGGCGUGCUCCGUCCACAUUGGUGCCCUGUCCUCUACACUGUGGUCGUGGCUCAUGUCAAUAGUUUCAUCUUCUCUCAAGACCCAAAGAGCUCAGAUGAGGUGAAGGCUGCCCGAAGGAGUAUGCUUCAGAAAACGUGGCUGCUGGCAGAUGAGGGUCUGCGGCAGCAUCUCCUCCACUAUAAGCUUCCCAACUCCAGCCUCCCAGAGGGCUUUGAGCUGUAUUCCCAGUUACCUCGCCUGAGACAGCAGUACCUGCAGACAUUGCCCACAGAGGUGCUCCAGAAUGGAGGAUUCAAGACGUAGUACACUAGGCACUAGCUAGAGAUGGAUAUAUUCUCCUGGGGCUUGCCAGCGGAAGUCUGCUCUUACAGAAGAGCAUCAGUCCAUAAGGGAAGUGGGGACUUGCCUUCCUGAGAGCACAUUGUUUGAGCCAUUUUUAGAACGGAAGAACUCUUAUUACAUCCCGAUACUGGAGCUGAGGAUCUGGGGCUCCGGGGGCUUUGCUAGGAGUGGAGGGUGACCUGUUUACCCCACUGUGGGCACAGAACAGUCUGAGCCCCUUCUCACCCACUCCAGUCCUUACCAGACAUGGGUGUAUGAUUGCUCUGCCGCCCGUUGAAAUAAAUUCUUUUCUAGUCUA
This is a messenger RNA of Peromyscus leucopus (white-footed mouse), 1833 nucleotides long. Its product is annotated as RNA polymerase II-associated protein 1-like. The record is from RefSeq and is a predicted model, not a curated record. Gene Ontology annotation, cellular component: nucleus. The transcript is spliced from 4 exons. The coding region runs from base 792 to 1496 and encodes 234 amino acids. NCBI's taxonomy places the organism in Eukaryota, Metazoa, Chordata, Mammalia, Rodentia, Cricetidae. Gene Ontology annotation, biological process: transcription by RNA polymerase II.